Messenger RNA from Vanrija pseudolonga, 1026 nucleotides. RefSeq names its product Rhamnolipids biosynthesis 3-oxoacyl-[acyl-carrier-protein] reductase. NCBI's taxonomy places the organism in Eukaryota, Fungi, Basidiomycota, Tremellomycetes, Trichosporonales, Trichosporonaceae. The coding region runs from base 50 to 991 and encodes 313 amino acids. The transcript has 8 exons. The record is from RefSeq and is a predicted model, not a curated record.
CCGAGCUCGCAUCCAACGUCUGUCUCCCUUCUACCACUACACGGCAACAAUGGUCACACUCACCCAGCCGUCAUUCACGCCGCCCAGCUUUGCGCUCGACGACCUCUUCUCCGUGCAGGGGCGGACCGUGUUCAUCACUGGCGGCGGCACCGGUCUUGGCAAGGCCAUCGCAACGGCAUACGCUACCAACGGCGCCCGCGUGAUCAUUGCCGGCCGCCGCGCCGACGUGCUCGACAAGGCUGUGGCCGAGAUCACCAAGGCGGCCGCGAAGGGCGGCAGUGCGGUUGCCGUGCAGGGUGAUGUUGGGUCCAAGGCGGGCGUCGCGGCGCUCUACGACGCCGUGGCCAAGGUCACCGAUGUGGUCGACGUGCUUAUCAACUGCGCUGGCGUGAUGAAGUCGUACAAGAACCCCACGAGCACGCCGAAUGACAUCGACGCGGUCACCAAGAUGAUGUGGGACGGGUGUGAGGACGAGGACUGGAACGUGACCAACCAGAUCAACAUCAACGGCGUCUACUUCACCACGGUCAAGUUUGUCCCGCUCCUCCUCAAGUCGGACCUCAAGUCGGUCAUUGUCAUCGCUAGCAUUGCGGGGUUGAUCCUCCAGCGCCAGAUGGGCAGCGUGUCGUACGGCGUGUCGAAGGCGGGCACCAUCCACACGGCCAACCUCCUCGCCGGUCGUCUCAGCCCGGCCAACAUCCGCGUCAACACCAUCUGCCCCGGCAUCUUCCCCUCCGAGAUGACGGGCGUGUCGGCCGCGUCCGGCGGGCUCGAGUACGACAUUGGCGAGACGCCCGCCAAGGCCGCCGCGCGGUCCGUCGCUGGGCGCCCCGGCCUGCCGCAUGAGAUUGCCGGCCCGGCCCUCCUGCUCGGCUCGCGCGCCGGCAGCUUCAUGGACGGCGCGAACCUCGUUGUGGACGGUGGGCGGGCGCUUGGCGCCGGCAUCCACGACGGUAUCAAGAUUGCGGAUGAGCUGCUCGGUAACCUCUAAGGCAAGGCGAGAUGUGUAUGAAGUGCUCGUGUGAC